This is a messenger RNA of Striga hermonthica, 327 nucleotides long. NCBI's taxonomy places the organism in Eukaryota, Viridiplantae, Streptophyta, Magnoliopsida, Lamiales, Orobanchaceae. The record is from the annotation of a GenBank genome assembly.
AUGGACAACAAUUCAUCAGUUUUAGAAGAGGAUUUGAAUGGAGCCAAUAUUGGAGCACAUGACUUUUUUGGUGUUGAUUUGGAGCAUCCCGGAUUGGAGGCGCCCGAUGGCGAGGUACAAUCUUCAAAUAAUUUGGUUGAUGUUCUGGAGGCUAAAUUAGCUGUGGGUGCAUUGGUGAAUAGUAUUGAAGAUGCUUAUUUGCUUUAUUGUCAAUAUGCACAUGCUAAAGGAUUUAGCGUCAGAAAAGGAGAUCAACGUUGUUUUCCCCGCAGUAGUGAAAUUCAGUUGAAGAUCUUUGGUUGUUCUUGUGCUGGUGAAAAAGAUUAA